GGCGUUAUUUUCGAAAACAUUAUUUUCUUUAGGUUCUUGCUUACAUUGGACAAUUUGGUAAAUUUCAAAAGAAAAUAUUUGUCUGGUUGUGGCUUGUAUCUGCUGCAGGAGGGCUUGCCGUAGUAACUUUUGGAUUCACAGCUUACACGCCCAACUAUAGAGUAUCAACUGAAUGUGAUUAUAAGAAUAGCAGCUAUUAUUUUGAUACAGACAGUUUAACUCUUCCCCCUUGGCUGAACAAUGACCAUGAUGAUAUAGCUUUGAGAUUAAGAGAUCAGGAUUGCAGGAUCCCAAGUGUAGAACUGGAUGCUCAAGGGAACUGUGUUGGUGUAUAUUAUACAAAUAAGAGUAUUGAGAUAAACAGCAGUGACAUAAAUCAGCUGAUAUUUGAUCGUGCAAUCAUGCGCAGUACUCUGGUCGAGGAAUACCAGUUUGUCUGUGAUAGAUCUUAUAUUCGUCCAUACUACAGUGCUCUAUACAUGCUAGGAAUGCUAUUUGGAUCAUUCAUAUUUGGAUUUCUAUCAGACACUUUUGGAAGAAUUAAAACCCUGAUGCUGGCUAUUCUCUGGGUUUCGAUGGCUGGAUUUUUUGGCGCUUUCUGUUCUGGGGCUUCAAGCUAUCAUGGAUUUGGAGUGCUAAGAUUUUUAACCGGUAUGGGUGGAGUGGGUUCCUUCAUGGUUUGCUUCGUGAUUGGGGUAGAACAUGUAGGAUAUAAGUUCACUAUGCUGAUGGGAAUCGCUAUAGAGAUACCGUUUGCUCUUGGUGAAGCUGUUCUUGGCCUCGAAGCUUAUCUGAUCAGAGAUUGGAAGAUUCUUCAGAUAGUUGCAUAUCUACCAAUGGCAUUACUUCUAACAGUUUACUGGUGUGUACCUGAAUCAGUAAGAUGGCUGGUAGCUCAUAACAAGAUUGAUCAGGCAAAAUCAAUCAUUAGAAAGGUUGCCGAAGAAAAUGGAAGAAAGUGUCCAGAACAUAUUUUACAGCACUUAGCUCCAAACGAUGAUAAACCUAUUUCUACAAAGAAAACAAAGAAGACGACAAUUCUAGAUCUCUUUAGCACUAGGGUUAUGCUAAACAGAACUCUUAAUAUGUCCUUCCAGUGGUUUAGUGUUACUAUGUGCUACUACGGAUUGACAUCAGCAUCAACAUCAUCCUUUGCUGGCGAUGCUUAUGGAAACUUCUUUCUCAGUGUUCUGAUUGAAAUCCCAAGCUACAUAUUUUGUAUCUUUCUCAUGGAUAUUUGGGGGAGAAGACCAAUUCUAUCCUUCUGCCAGAUAAUUUCUGGUGUAUCCUGCAUCAUUAUUGCAUUCUUGGAAGGUUCAGGUCUUCAAGGCUUAGAGAUAUUUUUGUCAUUGCUGGGGAAAUUUGGUGCUGCUGCCUCCUUUGCUAUUGUUUAUGUUUACACAGCUGAGCUGUUUCCAACUGUUAUUCGGAGUCAAGCUGUAGGAACCUGUAGUCUUGUAGCCAGAAUUGGAGGAAUAACAGCCCUCUUGCUGGACCUGAUUAAAAAGUUCUGGGAGCCAGCACCAGUAUUUAUUAUGGGGUGUACUGCAACUGUUGCUGGAAUGCUGGCUUUACUAUUCCCAGAAACCCUGGGAGAAACCUUACCAGACACAAUCGAUGAUGCUGCUAGGAUAGGAAAAAAGAAUUCCCGAGGCCUGUGUCAGUGCACCUAUAUUUCACCUUUUGCACUGUAUAAGGAUGAGUUAAAAGACAUACCGGACAAUUUAUGAAAAUAAACUAUAAAGAGUAAGAAUUGGAAAAUAAAUAAUGCUGAAUAGAUUUGAAACAUAAAGGAGAUCGCUCAAACUUUAUAAUUUUUAAAAAAGGUCGUCUUAUUACAAUAUUUUGAUUAGAUUUAUAACUUGUUAUGAAUAUGUUUAGGGUUCAUUCACGACAAACUAAAACAUUAUUGUGAUUAAAUAAGACAAAGAUUAUAUGUAACACUGAUUUGAAAAUAAAAUAUACAGGGUAGUUCUCUACAACUGAUAUUUUUGAUUUGCUAAAAUUUAAUUGAAAAAUGCGCAAACUGGGUUAAAAAAUCCGGGAAAUUGACAAGCUUGAAGGGACUUCAUAUUCUGGUUGAAAAAAAUGACUCCAGACCAAAUUGAUAGAUCAAAUAUAGAUUAAAUUAAACGAAAAAUAUUAUAUGAAUUUCUAGUAUGUAACUGAAUACAUUUUUAAAUUUCAACAUUUCUGAUGAAAAUAUAAGAUAAAGACGACUAUUCAUUUUAUGCAGUUCUGGUUACUAUUUUAAUUUCC
Eurytemora carolleeae is the source of this 2259-nucleotide messenger RNA. RefSeq names its product organic cation transporter protein. NCBI's taxonomy places the organism in Eukaryota, Metazoa, Arthropoda, Copepoda, Calanoida, Temoridae. Gene Ontology annotation, molecular function: transmembrane transporter activity. Gene Ontology annotation, cellular component: membrane. Bases 402 to 1730 code for a protein of 442 amino acids. The record is from RefSeq and is a predicted model, not a curated record. Gene Ontology annotation, biological process: transmembrane transport. The transcript is spliced from 21 exons.